Molecule: messenger RNA, 543 nt
Organism: Macrosiphum euphorbiae (potato aphid)
Lineage: Eukaryota; Metazoa; Arthropoda; Insecta; Hemiptera; Aphididae
Source: the annotation of a GenBank genome assembly
AUGUCGAACAGUCAACAACAAACACCGUCAGACCCGAUCCAGCAGGUGGCAGAACUGCUGGAGAGGAGCAGGCGCAACCUGCAGACUACCCGGGCGGACCCCGGAAGAACAGCGGCCAGGACACGACGCAUGCCACUGGAUCAAUUGCAACGGGACUCGGCACUGACACAGAGGGACAAGGCGAGGCUGAGGGAGUACAUGGCGACGAAAAGAGCAAAGACAACCCAACAACACCGGCUCAACAACAAAUUGGACGCCCAUAGCACGCCACCCGCUACUCCCCUACCGCCACCAGCAUUCCGGGACGACAUGGUCGUAGACGGACAGCCACCAGCCGGUUCUGCCACCACUGGACAAGCAACCGACACGCCCACCCCAAACACUGCCGAAACCACUUCGGAAGAGAUGGAGAUCUCACCGGAGCAGGAGAACGAGGUGCUAAGGGACAAAACCCCGGAAUAUCUGGGGAAGGACGACAGCGAUCACGACACAAUAUGGUGGUCCACAACCUCGGCUGAGUCCUCCCCGAAAAAGAAAGAGUGA